Messenger RNA from Cuscuta campestris, 1401 nucleotides. The record is from the annotation of a GenBank genome assembly. Lineage: Eukaryota; Viridiplantae; Streptophyta; Magnoliopsida; Solanales; Convolvulaceae.
CUUUUUUUCAAACUUUAGAAUGAAAAUAUUUUUUGAAAGUUAAAGCCAUAUUUACUUUUUCAAUGAGGUGUAAAGUAUUAGAGUAGAUAAUUGAAAAUUUGGAACAGAAGCAAGAAUUAGAACAGCAUCAUCUCAUCUUCAACCUUUCUCAACCUUUCGCCCAUUUCCACUUCACGCGAGGGACAGCACAGAGUCUAUCUUAAGAUCGGGUCAGAAUUGGAUCGUUUCGGUCCAAAAGGAAUGCGGGCUUUACCAUUCGGAGCUGACGGUGUUGCCGCGGCUGCUACUUCUUCUCUUUCAUCAUCGUCGUCCCCGUCCUCAGUUCUUGCAGAUUUCAUCAACGUAUCUGUGAAUCUGGGCUUCUUCAACAAGAUCCAUUUCCAGUCUUCUCCCAUUCUCAGAGCUUCUAGUCUUCCUUCUCAUGCUUCUUCUAUAUCCCCUCUUCCCAGAUCAGGUCUCUGUAGGGCUAGUCAAAUAGCCAAACUGUUCCCAACAACGGUGUCACCGGAAGUCGUGGUUAGAGAGGCAAGAUUAGAGGACUGGUGGGAAGUGGCAGAGACUCAUUGCAGCUCCUUCUUCCCAGAUUACUCUUUCCCUCUAGAUUUCGUGUUACGGAUAGACAGGCUGGUCGCAAUGUUGUCUGGAUUCUCCCUACCCAAAGGCUGUGAGAGAACGUGUCUAGUUGCCGUCACUGGAAGAAGCUCAGAGGAAGAAGGGUCCUUCUUUCUUCCAUGUGAUGAAGGAUUCAAAAUGAAUGGAAUAUUGAGUCUCGUGAAUAAAGGGUAUGUGUCUGGGGUUCUUACUGUGGACACCGUUGCUGAUUUUAUUCCACAGAGAGGUCCAUUGAGACAAAGAAGGCGUGGGAUUGCGUACAUAUCAAAUGUGGCCGUGCGGGAGGGGUUUCGCAGGAAAGGGAUAGCGAAAAAAUUGAUUGCCAAAGCAGAGGCGAAAGCCCGGAGCUGGGGCUGCCGCGCCAUCGCAUUACACUGCGACGCCAGUAACCCUGGCCCCACAAGACUGUACGUAGGACUCGGGUUCAAAAUGGUCAAAGUCCCACAAGGAUCCAACUGGCCUCAACCGCCGGCCAUCUCUCCCGACGUUCGGUACUGUUUCAUGAUGAAGCUUCUUCAUGAACACUAAAGUCAGAGGUAAUAUGGGUGUGAAAGAUUUCUUGUGUGUGAAUACAAGGGACAAAGUUUCUUGGAAGUGGGAAAGGUUAUACUGUGUAUAUUCAUAAACAGUCAUUUCUGUCCAGUUUGAAAUUUGGUUUGGAGGAGGAAUGAAUUAUUGUGUACUUUUUUUUCUUUCUUUGUAGGUGAAGAAGUACAGUGCAUGUACAGAGUGGUCAUGUUGUAAAAUUUGUUUCCAUAUAACACAUUACAAUCAAUCAUCUUUAAGCUU